GUCCCGCCCCUUCCCCACUCCCCCUAGCCACCUCGGCUCAUUCCGGGUGGGCCCCCUCCCUGUGACCUCUGAACCUUAUGCCAAGUGAGGCCCUAGGCACCCUGGCACCCACGCUCCUCUCCCGGACUUCCAGCAGAAAUCCUUUUUAAGCAGACCACUUCCACAUGCAGUCCGAGUCAUUGAUCAGCCCCCUGAUGCAGACCAUCUCUCACCAGCACUGGAAAGUCCGGGUGGCUGUCAUCGAAGCCACAGGGACAGUGAUCCAAUUUGGAAACGGAAAGUCAGUAGACGAUGUACUUUCACACUUUGCUCAGCGCCUCUUUGAUGACGUCUGUCAGGUACGACAUGCGGUGACCUCUGUGGUGGGCGGCUGGCUGCUGGCUCUGCGGGACCGCUACUCAUUCUUUCACAAGCUCAUCCCUCUGUUGCUGAGCAGCUUCAAUGACGAGAUGCCUGAAAUCAGGCAAUUGGCUGCCAACCUCUGGGAGAAGGUGGGACUGCAGUGGCAAGAGGAGAACGAGGCAGACCUGAAGGACAAGCUGGACUUCGCCUUGCCACCCCCACCCCACUACCCCCUACAAGAGAGCCGCCCAGUGCUGGGCUGCAGGGAGCUGGUCUUCAGGAACCUUUCCAAAGUCCUUCCUGCCAUCUGUCACGACAUUACUGACUGGGUGGUGGGGACCAGGGUGAAAUCUGCACAGCUCCUACCAGUUCUGCUCCUGCACGCCGAGGACCACAUGACACAGCACCUGGAGAUCAUCCUCAGAACGCUGCAGCAGGCUUGUGCUGACGAGGAGGCGGCCGUGGUCAGCAGUUGCGUGAGAUCUGCAGAGCUGAUUGGGACAUUUGUUAGCCCAGAAGUAUCUCUGAAGCUGAUCUUAUCGAUGUUGAAGAAGGCACCCUCCUCUUGUAGCCUGUUGGUUCUUGCUUCCAUCAUUCAAGGAUGCCCACGAGAUGCCCUCCAGCCACACCUCAAGGUCAUCACCACAGAGCUUUCCCAGGCUCACGUCUGCCAGGCAUCUGAAAAUGGCCUCUACCUGGAGCGCCUGCUGCUCUGUGUCCAGACCCUGGUGUCCGUGUGUCAGGAGGACUGCAGCAUGGCUAGCCUGCAGCUCAUGGAGGUGCUGGUGACGAUCAUGGCUCUCUCAGGUGCCACUACCCUUGGGAACAAGGCUCAGGAGACCAUGGAGUCGCUGGCCAUGAUGGAGAACGUCCCCAGUAGUCAGGACCUCUACCGCAAGCACAUAGGGCCUCUCCUGGAGCGGCUGACCACCUCGCACAGUGACUGGACUGCACACUCUGUGGAGCUGCUGCAGUUCUGUGAGGUCGUCACCCGGUCAGGCCCUGCCGUGGGAGAAGCACUGCAGCACGUGGUCCCCACCCUCAGGACCUGUCUCCAGACCACAAGAGACCCCCAUAUGUGCCUGAAGCUCUUCUCUGUCCUCUCCAGCCUGCUGCUGAGGCCCAAGGACACCAUUGACUCCCAGGGGCAGUUUUGUGGCUACCUUGACACAGUGGUGAAGGACAUCUUAAUGCCCAACCUGCAGUGGCGAGCGGGGAAGACAGCUGCAGCCAUCCGCACGGCUGCUGUGUCCUGCCUGUGGGCACUCACCAGCAGCGACAUUCUGUCAGCCAAGCAGGUGCAGGACGUGCAGGAUACAUUGCUGCCACGGAUCCUGGCUGCCCUGGAAGAAGAUGUGCAGACCACCCGGCUGAUCUCCUGUCGUAUCAUUAACAUAUUUUUGAAGACCUCUGGCGAUGUUAUGAACCCAGAUAAAUUCAUCAAAGUUUAUCCUGAGCUCUUAAAGCGCCUAGAUGAUGUCUCCAAUGAUGUGCGCAUGGCCGCUGCCUCCACCCUGCUCACCUGGCUGAGGUGCAUCCAGAGCUCCGAGGGCAAGUCAUACUAUCAAAGCAGCAUCCAGUACCUGUACAGGGAGCUCCUCAUUCAUCUGGAUGACCCUGAGAGCACCAUCCAGGACACAGUCUUAGAUCCCCACCUACUGGGGAUCAUAUGCUCUCCAGCUGCCUUGGGAUGGUUGUGGCUGCAUUGGAAAGAAGUAAAAACCUCCCUGAAGACAAUGAGAAGAGUUUCUGUCUGUAUAUGAAGGACUGUUGAGCUUGACAGAAGAAAGCUGGAUGAAUCUGUCAGGAGAGUAAGUUUACUAUUAGGUUGGGGAUGUGGAGCCCAAACAUGAGGAGGAGCAGGUCAGAUUUCCAUGCCUCCUGUGGAGGAGAGAGUAUGGCAAAGAGGGAUGCCUGAUAAAUUAUCAAGAGCCUGAAAGUCAGCCCUAGCAAGAUUACUCACAUCAUAGAUCUAAUAGAGGUGCCUGUUUAAGCUGUGGGUAAUCGGGGUCAUCAGUGAUUCUGCCUGUCUGUACCCAGAGCAAUACUGGAGUCCUGCUUUUUGAAAAGGAACCCCCAGUUUUCAAAAGUUCACAGGAGUAGCUUUCUUCUUUUGGGUGGUCUUUUUCCUCAGACAGUUCAGGUGGGACUGACUUUAUAAUUGCCAGGUUUUGUUGUUGUUGUUUUAUUUUUUGGUACUGGGGAUCAAACUUGGGUCCUUACCCUUGUAAGGCAGGUGGCAGAACCACUGAGCCAAAAAUCCCCAGCCCUAUAAUUGCUAGUUUUUGCUUGGCUAUGUCCUGCUCUUCUGUAUAAGUCCUAACAAAGGAGCUGGUCCAACUUUGCCAGGCUUGGUAGGUGUAGUGGAUUGACUAACGGUCAACUUUGUAAUGCUCUGCUGAACUGAAUCAUUGUGGUCUGCGCGUGGAGGAUUCACCUGAAUUUUGUUACCAAUACACAUAAAAAGAGAACUGGAGGGGAAGAUCUAGGCCUGUUGAUUUUCUAAAAGCUUGCUGUGGUUUUCCUGAUGCAAACUAGGUUGUUCUCGUCAGAGGAGGAGCUCGGGACCUUGCUGCCGCUGGGAAUGGCGGCUGCUUUCAUUAGGGGUUCUCUGAUCUUUACUGUGAGCAUCACUUCCUGGCUCCAAUGUGGAUCCCU
Fukomys damarensis (Damara mole-rat) is the source of this 3000-nucleotide messenger RNA. It is a transcript of the gene Dnaaf5, whose product is annotated as dynein axonemal assembly factor 5. Gene Ontology annotation, cellular component: cytoplasm. Gene Ontology annotation, biological process: outer dynein arm assembly; inner dynein arm assembly; cilium movement. Gene Ontology annotation, molecular function: dynein intermediate chain binding. Bases 165 to 2105 code for a protein of 646 amino acids. The transcript has 13 exons. The record is from RefSeq and is a predicted model, not a curated record. Lineage: Eukaryota; Metazoa; Chordata; Mammalia; Rodentia; Bathyergidae.